ACGUUCCAAUUCCAACAUGGCGGCCGCGAGUUUGAAAAUCUGAACGGGUGGCAGAGAUAACAUACGCGGUAACAACCCCCUUUUUACGCUCUAUUCCUCAAUUUCCGCAUCGACACCGUAGUUCUACUACUUACUGCAGGAUAUGGUCAAAACAGAAGACACGCCCGACAUGGCGGACGGCUGGAGAGAAGUGUUCGAGAGAAGCCGGGUGCUUCCUCCGCCCAGCCAGACGGUCCGCCUGGCUUUGGACAACCACUUCACCCAGUCCCUCGGCUCCCAGCUCACCCUCAGCCGGCUCACCGCGGCUCACCUCCCGCAGGCCCAGGAGACGACAGGUGGGGGACAAGAGGUGACCUACCAGCUGCGAGUGACCCUUUUUGAUAGAAGCCAUCAGCACUUCUUUGGGAACACGUGGAAGAGUCCCUCCCUGAGGAUGAAAAACAAAAAGAUCCCCGUCAACGAGGUCCUGUAUUUCCACACGUCUCUGCGGUUGCCCAGCACAGUCGUGGUCCUGGAGCUGGUGUCGUUGUCACCCAGGCCAGAUGGCUCCCAGCAGGCCCUGGGGCGAGGCUUCGCUGUCCUGGAACUUUUUACCAACAGGCCAGAGGCUCAGGCUGCUGAUGGGGACAGAAGGCUGAAUCUACACCAUGGAUCACCACGGAGUCUCCUCCAUCCCCUCGUGAAGGCCACAGAUGACUACAGCAGUCUCCUGACAACAAUUGAUGGAGCACAUUUGGACUGUGCUGUAAAAAACCACCAGGCGUUGGUGUCCGUGAUGCACCUCCUGCCGGAGAAUGUCCUUAUAUCCGGAAAGGAGAAAAUUCCCGGGCUUGCAGCUUCUCCAACAGGAGACUCUUUACUGAGGCCUCAGCCGCUGAAGAUGCUGCCCUUCACCCUGCACAGACUGACCAUCUCCCUCCAGCCGUCCCUGGAGAAGUUUGAGAGCCAGCUGCUGCAGCUGAUCAAUGACGACUGCCGCAACACAAAACAACCAGGAUCGGAGGCUGCUCUGAGAACAGUCGUCAUCCAGGAAAGGAGGCUUCUUGUCGGCGUCCACAACGGCUGGUGUUUCCUCGACAAGCCUCAAGUGGUGGUGCUGGAGGCCGCAGCGGCAGGGUCCAGAGGUCGAGCCGACAGCACCUCCAAACAGAGCGCCCCGGUGAAGGACAGAUCAGCACUCUCCACCCUCCCUCACACGCUGGGCCUCCGCGGCAGCUUGGAGCUCAAGCUGACCAAUCAUCACGCUUUGGCAAUUGUCUUCCAGCUGGAGUGGGUCUUCUCCGCUCCGAUGGGCCGAGAGACGAUGCUGUCUGCCGCCUCCACGUCCCGAGCGGCCUUCUUGCAGUGCCUCCGUUGGGGCGCUUGGUGUCCCUUCCGGGAGUCGGCUGACUGGAAGGGGGAAGAAAUCCAGCUUGUCCUACAGGGUGGUGCAAGGCCGAACCCCCACGCAGUCAUGGUCUACAGAACAGAGAUGUCUGCCAAAGCCCAGAGCCCUGCGCCCCUCUCUGCUCCCGGCUCAGCUCAGGCGAAGGACACCAUAACGUUUCGUCUCUCGUCGGCUCCGGAAAGGAAGGCAUCGAGCCCAAAGGCAUCUCUGAGGACGAAGCGGGAGGAUGAGUCACGUCGCAGAAGGUCACCAUCAUCGCCUUCACAGGGCCAAAAAAACAUCCAACCAACUUCUCCCCCAGAAUCACCUCAAGGCCCCGGGCUCUCGCUGUCUCAGCUGGCAGCUACUUCCCGCUACCCGACCAUCAGCCACUCAAGCUCGGCGUUGCCGUGGCAACAGUCGUUUCCUUCUCUGCUCCAUCCUUCCCCGUUGGCAUCGGCCCACCAGCUGUCACAUGUCGCCUGCUCUGGUGUCGGCAACAUUGCCCACCUGGAGAUGGACCUCCACAGGGAAGGCGAUGGGCCACUUUCAGCUCAGGACGAAGGAGACCAACUUCAGGAGCUGCCCUUCACUCCCGUCCAUGCCCCUGUCAUCACACUGGGGGUGAGCAUGCCCAGUUCCAGCUCAGUCGGCUCCAGAAGUUCACUGGCCCACCUCUACUCGGCGGGCUUCCCCGACAUCGUGGACUCUGCUGGGCAGGCGGCAGAAGUCCUGGACCCGACAGAGCCGGUGCCCUUUGACCCUCAGCGCGAAGAGUCGGACCCUCUUCAGGGAAACCUGCUGGUCUUUCAGUUUUUGGCGUUUAACAGAAUACCAACGGCAGGUGUUGCUGCCAAUUGGCCUGAAAACAUCCACUUCACCUUCCAGUUCUAUCGCUUUCCACCAGUCACAUCCCAGCAGCUCAAACUACUGACCAGUGACAAGGUCCAACAACAAGCUGCUGGUCCACUUCCCUGUGUCCUGGCCUCCAUCAACAAAGACGGCACUUUCAACUCUGCCUCCCCGGGCCUGCAGGUGCAGUUCAGAGUAGACUCCCUGAAGCCCGGAGAGAGGCGCUGGUUCCUGCGCUACCUGGCCCUCCACACCAUGCACAUCGACGUCUGGGACAGCGACUCGUUGCUCCUCAUAGGUUCUACUGCCGUCGAGCUCAAGUACAUGUUGCGUCAAGGUAAAUCAGCGGUGCAGGCCCUUCACGAGGUGGAGGUGCUGACCACUGAUUACUUGGGAGACGACACCCUGCUGACCAGCACAGAUGUGGGCCUACGUCCUGCUCGCACGCCCAUGUCGGUGCACACCAUCAUCCGGGGCCGGCUGCACAUACGCACAGGCAACAUAGGGUGCCCAGUAGAUCCUAGCAGCAGGAGGGCCACAGACGUGAUGGCAUCUCAUCUUAACAUCAUAACUCCUCGCGGAGGGAGUGUUGGAUUCAGAGGAGGAAGCCUGUCCUCCAGAAACACCCUCCAACUCAAUGGGAGGAACGCCGCACAGGCACCCGGACCGGAGAUGGAGGCGCAGCCCAACCUAAACGGGCCCGACGGCCGGCGCCGCAAGCUCGACUGCAUGGCCGCAGUGCGUCGGCGGGAGGGCACGGACGAACCGAAGGUCACGGAUCGGACUACGGAAGCCCGGUUUGCCAGAGAACCUCAUCAGAUCAAACCCAGCGGGAAGCACAGCGAGGCGGAGGCAAUCGGCAACAUGCUGAGCCGGUCCAUAACCACCCAGCACCUGCUCUACGCCGGCCUGGGCGCCGCUGAGUACAUGGAGUUUGUCCUUAAAAAUCCCUUCAACGUCCCUCAGACGGUCACCAUUCACAGUGACGACCCGGAGCUAAGCGUCAUCACGACUACGGAGGAGUGGGCUUACUUCAAAGCGCUAACCGAAACCCCAACCCCGCUGGAGGAGAACAUGUUUCACUUGGAGGAAGGUGCCCCAGGUCCCAAGGUUUACCUGCGGCCCAGAGAGAGCAUCCACAUCCCCCUGAAAUACCAGAGUUUCCUCUGCGACCACACCGUGGCCCUUCAGGGGCCCAGCUUUCAACCGACACACAAAGGUUCCCAGGUGGCCAAGAGAAAUCUGUCCAACAUUGUUGCUGCCAAGACCAUUAAGGUGACGUUCAGCGCGGAAGACGGCAAGCCGAUGGCCAUCUGCCAGCUGAACGUGGAGCCGACGCCUCACGUUGUUGACCAGACGUUCCGGCUCUACCAUCCCGAGCUCAGCUUCCUCAAAAAAGCCAUCCGCCUGCCGCCCUGGAACAACCCCGAAGUUGGAGACCCAGAUGUCAGGACUCACAUUUCCGUACGCUGCAGUGACCCGAACGUCAUCUGCCAGACAAGGAUGCUUGCGCCAGGGGAGCCUCAGGACGUGUACUUGAAGGUGCCGGGGAGUCCGAGUCCACACAUAAAAAUGUUCUUUGUUAUGGUUUUCACGGAUAGGUGGAUGGCAGCACCCUCCCAGAUCUGGCAGAUUUACGUGCAUUUCCUGGAGCGGGUGGAUGUCAGCUGUGUGACUGGCCAGCGCAGCUGUCAAUCCCUGGUGCUGAGGGGGAAGCAGGCUGUUCGCAAGGUCAAAUGUUUCUCAUCACACCCCCAGGAGAUCCAGGUGGACCCAGCAGGUGUGUUCCUUCUGCCUCCCGCGGCGCUUCAGGAGCUUCAGUUGAAGUUGCAACCGUGGCGGGCUGGAAGCCGCUUCUUGUACGUGAACGCCGUUGAUGUGGAACAGCGGCGGCUGGUCACUGCCUGGCUGCUCUGUCUCAACGUCCACCGGCCUGUACUGUCCAAGGCAUUUGAAGUGUGUGUCCCAGUCUGUGGGGGCCGCGGAAGCUCCAGGAAGAUCACCUACACCAACCCAUACAGCAGCAGCCGGGCCUUCCUGCUGCGCUCGGACCAUCCAGACCUGCUCCAGUUCAAAGAGGAGAAAUUCCAGAUCAGCGGGGGAGAGACUUACACCAUCGGCCUGCGGUUCGCCCCCAGCCAGAGUGCCGGCUCGGUGGAGAUUCUGGUCUACGUGAACAACCUGGAGGAGAAGACGGAGGAGACGUUCUGUGUGAAAGUCAACUACUCGUGAUGAUGAGAACAAACUGCUCCGCAGAAAUGUUGCCCCGUUUUGUAGCUGUUGUCGCAAUUUUGUAUUUAACACAAGAAUAAACUUUUUUCAUCACGG
Molecule: messenger RNA, 4546 nt
Organism: Gasterosteus aculeatus aculeatus (three-spined stickleback)
Lineage: Eukaryota; Metazoa; Chordata; Actinopteri; Perciformes; Gasterosteidae
Gene: nphp4
Product: nephronophthisis 4
Biological process (GO): negative regulation of canonical Wnt signaling pathway; protein localization to ciliary transition zone
Cellular component (GO): cytoskeleton; non-motile cilium; ciliary transition zone
Source: RefSeq, a predicted model, not a curated record